This is a messenger RNA of Ornithorhynchus anatinus (platypus), 1135 nucleotides long. RefSeq names its product phosphodiesterase 6D (gene PDE6D). The transcript is spliced from 5 exons. The record is from RefSeq and is a predicted model, not a curated record. Gene Ontology annotation, cellular component: cytoplasm. Gene Ontology annotation, biological process: sensory perception of light stimulus. Lineage: Eukaryota; Metazoa; Chordata; Mammalia; Monotremata; Ornithorhynchidae. Bases 87 to 539 code for a protein of 150 amino acids.
CGGAGGGGCCGCCGUUGCCGUCGUCGUCGCCGUUGCCGCCGCUCGUCCGUCGGCGCUGGGCCGCGGCGCGGGGGAAGCCACGAAUCAUGUCCGCCCGGGACGAGCGGGCCACGCACAUCCUCAGGGGCUUCAAGCUAAACUGGAUGAACCUGCGGGAUGCCGAGACGGGGAAGAUCCUCUGGCAAGGAACGGAAGACCUGUCUGUCCCCGGAGUGGAACAUGAAGCCCGUGUCCCCAAAAAAAUCCUCAAGUGCAAGGCAGUGUCUCGGGAGUUGAACUUCUCUUCUGCAGAACAGAUGGAGAAAUUCCGCCUGGAACAAAAAGUUUACUUUAAAGGGCAAUGCCUAGAAGAAUGGUUCUUCGAAUUCGGCUUCGUGAUCCCCAACUCCACAAACACCUGGCAGUCUUUGAUAGAGGCCGCACCGGAGUCCCAGAUGAUGCCAGCGAACAUCUUAACCGGGAACGUUAUCAUAGAAACCAAGUUCUUUGACGACGACCUCCUCGUAAGCACGUCCCGAGUGAAACUUUUCUACGUUUGAGAGCAGGACGCGUGUGUGUGUGUGUGUGUGUGUCUCCGGGGUCGGGGGAGGGUUUUUUGGGGGAGGGAAGGGGACUGCACUACUUUUCCUCUAGUCACCUGUCUCUGGCACCAGCCCGCAUCCUUCCAUGCGAUCGACGCUCCCUGGGCUGCCAGGAGGAGGCCAGCAGGCUGCCGGCCGGCGUUUUUUGGGUUUUUUUGUUUUUAAUCCCUGCUUGCCCACCUCUACUGGCCAGACCGGACUCCCCACCUCCAGAAUGGGGCAGGAAGGAAAACUGACACGUCCCCAGCGCCCCACUUCGGGGCGUAAUUACUGACGGAUGAACGCUCACCGAGAACGAAGCCUGUAAAAUGGCUGCCCUCCCUGCAGACACCACCGCGGCACCCUCAGCUCUCCGAUGCGGGGAUCGAGUUCGCCCUCCAGUGCCCCCUCGUUUAGUUUUCUCCACCAUUCCUUAAGCCUCCUGCUCCCCGUUUCAUACGUCCUCAUACACUAAACUUGUAAAAUAGACUGUGAUUAUUAUUGUUAUUAUUAUUAUUAUUAUUAUUACAUAAUGUAAUUAAAACCGAUUUAUGAAUUAAAACAUUCCUACCUUC